Dermacentor silvarum is the source of this 2059-nucleotide messenger RNA. RefSeq lists its product as uncharacterized. The transcript has 7 exons. Bases 201 to 1865 code for a protein of 554 amino acids. NCBI's taxonomy places the organism in Eukaryota, Metazoa, Arthropoda, Arachnida, Ixodida, Ixodidae. The record is from RefSeq and is a predicted model, not a curated record.
UCUCGACGACAGCGGCAUGUUACGUUCCCGCCUCAGAGGACGACGGUCUGCGAUCUUCCAAGGUCUCUGAGUGAGCAUGGUGCGAGGCUUGCACCAGCACUACUCCGCCGCUGCCGCCCCGACCGCCUGCUCGGCAGGUCUUCGCCGUUGAUAUACCAGCAGCAGCAUCGCGCGGCGGGCGAUGCGGACGCAUCGCCGUUAUGGAUCUUCUCUUAAUGAGGAUACUGCUGCCGAUGUUGAUCGCCGACGUCCUUUGCGGAACUCUGGCUGUGCUAGCAAGUACUCCCAUCGUGCCAUCAACGCUGCCACCUUUCGCGACGGGUGCGAAGUCGAGGGUGAACGGCACGUUGAUGGAAGCAGCAUCACGGCCGCAGGAAGGUGCGAGGUCCGUCAACGUGACGUCGUCUGACGCCAGCACGACGUCAGUACCAGAGGAGAGCGAACGUGUUCUCAGACACCUCAUGCGUCUGAUGGACACGCUAAAUCACGUGCCGUACCUGGAUGCUCUCUCGCGCGGUCCUUUACACGGCAAGGACAAGAUACCGGUCAUCAAGGAGACCGUCAAAGAGCUCAAAGUGGGAGCGCACGACAACGCCACGUUGAGCGUCACGUUAUACGAGUCACCGCAGGAGGGCGGAGAAGCUCUGCCAACAAUGCAGAAGGAAUUCAUAUUUGUACAUCCACCGUCCAACGCGACUCAAGAUUUGGCGCCCGAAGCGGGAAACCUGUACGGACACGUCUCGCCGCAUGGUGCGCAACACAGCACGGGAGGCCUCGAGAGCCAGGGCUACCGUUACGGCCAGUGGGCCGCCGGUGGCCGGAGCCAGAAGCACGAGCAGCACGGUCGCCAGAGCGCGGGCGGCGCGCAGCGCCACCUGGAGGACGCUCGCGCCAAGGUGCACAAGGAGCGAGCCCACGACAAGGGCGGUCAGGCCGAGCGCAAGUACAGGGUCCGAACCGAGAUCGAGUACUUCGAGAGGGAGAAAUUCAAGGACGACGAGCACGACAAGCUGAAAGCGGCCCACCGCAGCAAAACGAGCAGCGACGCCAUCAAGGGCGCCGACAGGUUCGCAUCGCAAGGGCAUCAGAGCCACCAGAGGCACCUCGGUGGUGGCUACGCGCAGGGAACCCACCACGCUGUGGGCGUCGGGUACGCACCCGUGCACGUUCACGGUGCACCGGCUACUGGCGGCAGCAAGGGAAUAGACGGUGGCAGCAGGGGCUUCUCCCAGAAGGACGCGCAGAACCAUGAGGAGUACCACCACGAGGCCGGAUCGCAGGGUUUCACCGACAAAGACAAAGGCCACCAGCGUGCCGGCUGGAGGGAGCGUGGCUACCGCAUCAUCGCGGAGAAGGAGUACGUCGACAGAGACAAACACCACGACAAAGCUUACGGUGUCGACAACCAGGAGCAAGGGCAUCGACUCAGGUCCCAGGGGCAGCACGGUCACAAACAAGGACACGACGACAUAAAGAAAGCGAAGGAACACUACAGUCGCGGCGUGCACGACUCGGCGCACCACGAGAAGGCUCACAAGAACAACAGGGGUGCCUACGGAAAGACUUACCAAAUAGAUGGCUCCGCAGCGCACCCCGCGGGUCCACGCGACCACCUCUCGAGUUCCACAGACAAAGUAGCCGAACUCGAAGCUGGAAAUGCAACAAGUUCGCCCGACGAUGUAACUAGACGAAAGAAAGUAAUUCGAAUUCGAGUUCUUAGCAAGACGCCUGGCGUCGCUUCGGUCAGAAUCGGGGGACAAGCCAGGCACAUGGCACCUGAAACCGCAGGUAAAUAUGGAGGUCCAGAAGGCGACGUUGUAAGCCGAUGGGACAGGUCUCGCCGCCCGAAGGCUUCACUGAAAUAGAUAACUCUGGUCGCAGCGCUGAGAGUGUCGCAGGCGACCCGUCCACAGAUUUAGAACAAACGCCAAAGAAGCAUUUCGUCCCCAUGGAAGUAAUGACAAGUCUCUACACGAACGUGCGAGGUGGCACACCAUUAGCCAUCCUGAGUGAGAAGCCGAACGUGAGCAACCAGCAUUACGUCAGUGAAAUUCAUCAA